Molecule: messenger RNA, 150 nt
Organism: Verticillium alfalfae VaMs.102
Lineage: Eukaryota; Fungi; Ascomycota; Sordariomycetes; Glomerellales; Plectosphaerellaceae
Exons: 2
Coding region: 1-150 (49 amino acids)
Source: RefSeq, a predicted model, not a curated record
AUGUCGGAUUUGGCCCAGGGUGCCGCUAUGCUUCAGAGAAACCCGAAAUCACAUAUUGCUUUUAUCGGAAUUGUGGCUGUCCAGGGUGAGCCUAACCAGGAGAGGUACAACGGCCAUAUUUACACCACUAUGCGUCUCCGCCUUCGCUGA